Messenger RNA from Acipenser ruthenus (sterlet), 2106 nucleotides. RefSeq names its product SH3 domain-binding glutamic acid-rich-like protein 3. The record is from RefSeq and is a predicted model, not a curated record. Lineage: Eukaryota; Metazoa; Chordata; Actinopteri; Acipenseriformes; Acipenseridae. Gene Ontology annotation, cellular component: cytoplasm. The transcript is spliced from 3 exons. Bases 113 to 391 code for a protein of 92 amino acids.
AUCACAUGGUGGUCUGUAUUUGCGGAGGAGGAGAAAGAGUAGUGAGUAUUGGCAGGAGGGGACGCUGCUUCAUUACAGCAGUAAACACAAAGGGAACUUGUCGUCUGCAGCAAUGACCGUUAAAAUCUAUUACACCACCGUUACCGCAUCCAGAGAGGUGAAGUCCCAGCAGGCGGAGGUGAUGCGGAUCCUGGAGAGUAAGAGCAUUCAGUUCGAGCUCAUCGAUAUCUCCCAGGACAGCUCUCUGCGGGAGGAAAUGAGGGCCAAGGCAGGGAACCCCACUGCCGUGCCCCCCCUGAUGUUCAACGGGGACCAGUACUGUGGAGACUACAAGAUGUUUGCAGAGGCGGUAGAAGAUGACGCCGUGGAAAAGUUCCUGAAACUCGCUUGAGCCGAGCAGCGCCUGGGAGCUCCUCCCCUCUGCCUGGGAGCUCCUCCCCUCUGCCUGGGAGCUCCUCCCUUCUGCCUGGGAGCUCCUCCCCUCUGCAGCCCUGCGCAGGCCCUGGGCUCAGCCCCAGCAUCACUAUUUCAAUGCUGUACCGAAUGCCAAAAACAAGCACGUCCUCGCUAAUUAACCUUAAUACACACACACACACACACACACACACACACACACACACACACACACACACACACACACACACGCUGAUAUCAAAGUAAUGGCCGGGAACCCUUUCUAUUCCUCCUGUUACAAAACUUAAAUACUGCUAAUAAUUGUCUUAAAGAAUAGGCAUCAAUGAAGUAGAGCACAAGAACCCCUUUUUUGGGUGGGGGUGAAGGGGCACCAGCAGGAAACCAUUUGCUUAGUCCAGUAGCACUGGAUCACUUCUAGGGUAAGAUUUACAGCUUUUUUUUUUUUUUUUUUGCGGGUCAUAUUUUAGUGAAAUAUUUACUUAUUGUAAAGAAAAGUACGUCACAAUAUUAAGUAUUGUGCUCCCGUCCCAUAAAGACAGUUAAAUUGAAUGCAGUCUGGCAUAUAUGGUUAGUGAAAAGUGAAAAACAAGACCAGGUCCAGCUGCUGUAGACAUGGCAUUUUCUACAGCAGUGUAGGCAAUUCAACUACAGGUAUUGUCUUCAAUGGUUCAUUACAGUGUGCAGCCUCUGCAUAACCCAGUAUGGACUAGUAUUAACAGUGGUGCACUGCUUCAGUCUCGUUGCUUGGAGAGAAAUCUCUUCACUGUAUUUUCAGGAAAUGCAGUAUUACUUGGAACACAGUUUAUAAAAAAAAAUACCUUUUGGAGAUAAUUCAGUGGUAUUUAAUGAGUGCCAAGAAAUAUCAAUAGUGUUAUUCACAUUCCAAACCUAAGUCUUACUUUAAAUGGAGGUUAUUCAUAAAACACUUUCACAGUAAUCUGCAGUAAUACUGUGCAUGCAAAGGUUUACACUUCAUCGAUGCGGUCUGUUCACUAAUCAGAUCAAAAGACCUCUUAAGCAGUUGUUUGUGUAAUAGCAUCACUGGGUUUACCUGUUAAAGGAGAGAUCAAGUAAAUACAAUUCUUGUACCUUGUGCAUCUUAAAGAUAACCACCUUAAAUUGAACUUGUUAGGAGCUACAGUGUGAUUUGAGGGCUGAGUACAGUUUAUUUGAUCUUGGAUUUUUUAGUGGUCUAUACCAAUAAAGGUAACUUAACCCCCCUCCCCUACUGUUCAUCCUCCUGAGUGCCAACCCUCACAGUUCAACACAGUAAUACAGACUUCCAACUCUCCACAAGCGCCGCGUUCACUUGACAUCAAACACGGAUAGAUUGACUUGGCAAUGCAGUAUAUCGGCGUCAGUGCAGAAUCUGAGUCUAGUGGUCUCGCUGCUGUUGCUGCACCUCCUCCCCCCUCGCCUCUAUUCUAGUAAUCCAGCCUUGACGGGUAAACGUUGUUUCUGGGCAUCGUUCUAUUGCAUUCCCUGCUAUUUCGUUUUCCAUGGUUUUGUGUAACAGAUUAUUUGACUCAAGCAUUCCAUUAUGGAUCACAUUCUUCCUUUUAGCUCUUGCUUUGCCUUUUGGACCAAUGCAUUUUUUUUUUGGGCCAAGAAAAAAAAAAAAUCGAAAUAUUAUUGUCUUCCAAGAAGAUAAUAACCAUGUGCUGCAAAUGAAAUAAAGUAUAAAUUGGGUAA